AUGAGCAUCCCAAUUUGCAGUAACUAUUUGCAUAAUAUUUACUUAGAAUUUAGCUUGUUUAAAAAUUUUUUAAAAGAUUUAAAAAAAAAAAAAAAAAGUGGCAAUAACGAAAGGUACACGCCUAUAUAUGACAGCUGUAUUGAAAAUGCAUAUAACAUACAAAAUAAAUUUCAUGCAUGGAACAGUGAAGAAGAAGAUAUUGACGAAAAGUUCAUAGAAUACUUUUCUCAAAACUUUAUUAUAAAUAUUAAAACAUUUUUAAGGAUAAACUUCAGCUGCAUAGAUGAAAAUUUGGAGAAUUUAAAAAAUAGAAAUAAAAAAUUAAUUGAGAAAUUAAAAGUGGACUUAGAGAAUGCGGAAAAUCAGGAAAAUUAUAUAUACGAAUUGGAAAAAAGCUUAAAAUGCGAAAAAGAAAAAAAUAAGAAUGCACAUAAUUUACAGGAAAAAAUAAACAAUCUUGUAAAUCAAAAUGAAAAACUUAAGAACAAAAACGAACAAUUGGAGAUGUCCUCAUGGAAACAGCAAGAAGAAAACAGUAAAAUAAAAGUUGAACUGAAGAAAUUUUUGUCUCUCAAGGAAAAAAAAAAAUAUAUUGAUAACGGUAAAAGAUCUUAUAACAGAUUAAACAAAAGAAUGAGUACACUAUUUAAACGAAUUAAUAACAACAUACGGAAAAGAAAGAAAAACAAAUUGUUGUUGGAAAAAAGUAGGAGCUACAGUGCCAGCUUUUUGCAUACGAUCAACAGUAUAAUGCUUGACGAGGAGGAUCUCUUUGGUGAAAAAAAUCGACAUACGGGAGAAUAUGGGGAUGAAGGGGAAAAUUACGCACAAAAAAAUGAUAUACAGAAAAAUCGUGCGCAACAAAAUGGCAUACUGCACAGUUGUGCCCAGAAAAACGGUGCCGUACAAAGUGGAGCAGUGCAAAAUCGAGAACUACGAAAUAACGCACCACAAAGUGGAGGACUACAAAAUAGUGCACCGCAAAAUAACGUAACAAUGAGUGACCAUUUUGGUCACGAAACCAGAUCAGAUAUCAAAAAGAGAAAAAAACAAAUUCGUCAAGGAGAAAAAAUCUACACAAACAUAGAAUCUGUAAAUGAUAAAAAUACGAAAGGGAAAUUUCAUAAAUGGAACAAAUUCUUUAAAAAUAGCUGCAUGCUGAAAAGAAAUUUCACUCAUAAUGAUUACUGCACCGACGGAGAGAAUACCUUGUCUUGUUGCAGUAAUACUUUACUUAUUGAUAUAAGAAAAGAGCUAAGUAAUAAAUGA
Messenger RNA from Plasmodium cynomolgi strain B, 1269 nucleotides. RefSeq lists its product as hypothetical. The coding region runs from base 1 to 1269 and encodes 422 amino acids. The record is from RefSeq and is a predicted model, not a curated record. NCBI's taxonomy places the organism in Eukaryota, Apicomplexa, Aconoidasida, Haemosporida, Plasmodiidae. The transcript has 2 exons.